UGGAGCAAGACGGGCACUGAUCCAUGCAUCCUCUGUUGGAUGCAGAAUAAGAAGCAAUAUUUACAGAUAAGCCCACACCAUCCUUACACUGGCUGCUUUGCAGUAUGUUCUAGCAUUAGCAGUAGGUAGCUAUAUAAAAAAAAUUCAUGAAGAUUUGAGAGACGCUUUGCUGAAGGCGAUGAAAGAGGGACUGUCAGGAAGUUGCUGAUGUUAGAAAAAGGUCGACAUGGUAAGUUAGCUGGCUAAAGUAGCUAGCUUGCAAGCCAUCAUUUAAUGCUAUAGCCUACUUCGUGCCGUUGAUCACCCUGACAAGGAAUAUGGUUUAUCUCUGACCAAUGACAUACAGACAAUAAAAUGGAUAAUUGCAACUCCAUCAAAGAAAAUGAAGAAGAAAACACCAAUUGUUUUAGGAAGAAAACGAAGGAGGACCUACACCGCGUUAGCUUGUUUGCUAGUUGAUACCGAGGCUUGGAUGUUGAAUGUUGUUUUGUCAGGGUUUCGAAAAUAAGAAUAUUGUGUUGUGAAGCCAUGGUUUUUAUUGAAAUUGCUAACGUUAGCUAACUAUCUAUAGAGUCAUUAUAUUCGUAGUUACGUAGCAAGCCAGUUGGAAUUUGUUAUUGCAGGUGGCUAGCUAACAAACUUGUUCAAGUGUUUUUAUUUAACAGUUUGUUUAACGAGGUGGCGUUAGUCAAUUGAGAAACCAGUUGUUAUAUUUAAAAUCAAAGGCAUUCAGUUGCUGGAAUAUGGACAUGUUUAUUACUGGACAGUCAGUUGGCCGAUGAAGUCAAGAGUGGCAGUCAAUACAGCUGUCUUCCCACUGUGUCCAGUUAUUUAUUAAAGGCCUUGCAAAGUUAUUCUACAGUAAUUCUACAUUUAUUUUUACAUAGCAGUAGUAAAGCAAAAAAGUAUCCAGAAUACACUGCCGCAAUUGUGUUAACUUGUCAUAACUAAAUCUUGCCUAAUGUGGAUGGCACUAAACCAGAAAAGCCAUUAGGUGGGUUUGGAACAGCAUUCUGCAAAUAUUUGUAUAGAAACCCUCAGAAGAACAUAAAACUUUAUUGACAACACUGAAGUCCACCGGUUUUGCUAUGCGUCUCUCCUCCUUUCUGGCCAUGUUCAGGCCUGCACUCCCCCUUGUCUUGGGGCUCUCAUUGGGGUGCAGCUUAAGUCUACUGAUGGUCUCCUGGACCCAGGGAGACUCAGAUGACUCGUGUGGAGAUGAACUAGGCAAUGGGGUUCUAUUCCUAGGCCACAAUAAGGGAGAACCUCAAGGGGAGCAAAGAGGUGGUCUUGGAAAUGAGGACUUUCAGCCACGUGUUGUACCAUACCACAAGGACCCUAACAAAGCACACAAGAAGGUCCUCAGGACACGCUAUAUCCACACAGAGCUAGGCAUCCGAGAGCGCCUCCUGGUGGCCGUGCUGACAUCGCGGGCCACCCUAAACACGUUGGCCGUGGCGGUGAACCGCACCGUGGCCCACCACUUCCACCGCACCUUCUUCUUCACGGGCCUGCGCAGCAGUAAGGCCCCCCACGGGAUGACGGUGGUGGCGCACGGCGAUGACAGGCCCGUGUGGCUGAUGUACGAGACAGUGCGUCAUCUGCACCAGCACUAUGGCUCAGACUACGACUGGUUCUUCCUGGCCCAGGACGAUACCUACAUUCAGGCCGAGAGGCUGGCCGAGCUAGCGGGCCACCUAAGCACCGGACAGGACCUGUACAUGGGCCGGGCCGAGGAGUUCAUCGGCGGGGAGGAAAGGGCCAGGUACUGCCACGGGGGUUAUGGCUACCUGCUCUCGCGCAGCCUGCUGGCCCGCCUGCAGCCUUACCUGGACACCUGCCGCAACGACAUCCUCAGUGUCAGGCCCGACGAGUGGCUGGGUCGCUGCAUCAUCGACUACUUGGGUCUGAGCUGUGUGGAGGUGCACCAGGAGAUGACGUAUCACUACUUUGAGCUGGGGAAGAAUGCAGACCCAGAGCGAGAGGACAGCAGCCAAUUUAAGCAUGCCUUCACAGUCCACCCUGUGUCAGACCCCAGCCUCAUGUAUCGCCUGCACAAACGCUUCAGUCAGAUCGAACUGGACUGGACCUACCUACAGAUACAGCAGUUGCAGGUCCAGAUUAAUAACCUGAGCGAGCUGACUCCAGAAGGGAAGUCCGGGGCCACAUGGCCCAUUGGGGUCAACCCCCCGUUCAAACCCAAGACGCGUUUUGAGGUCAUCAACUGGGAGUACUUCACCGAGGAGCACAUCUACUCAUGCGCCGACAGCUCCCCCAAGUGCGAGCUGCGUGGUGCCGACCGCGCCGAUGUGAGCGCCGUCCUGGAGACAGCCGUGGAGCGCCUCAACGAGCGCUACCAGCCCCAGCUGCGCUUCCGCAAGCGGCGCCUGCUCAACGGUUACCGCCGCUUCGAUCCCACCCGAGGCAUGGAGUACAUGCUGGACCUGGUGCUGGAGGCCUUCACCCAGAAGGGUCACAGCCAGGUCAUCGGCAAGCGGGUCAGUCUCCUCCGGCCCCUCAGCGCCAUCGAGAUCAUCCCCAUGCCCUAUGUAACGGAGGCGACGCGUGUGCAGGUCAUCCUGCCCGUCACGGCACGCGAGCAGGAUCACGUGGGAAACUUCCUGGAUAUGUAUGUGAUGAACACGCUGGACACCCACGACAACGUGCUGCUCACGUUCCUCUUCGUCUACGACCCCUUCGACGCGCAGCGGGUCAGCCAGACGGACAUCUUCGCCGGCGUCAAGGCCAUGAUCGGCGAGGUGGAGAAGCGCUACGGUGACGUGAAGAUCCCCUGGAUCAGCGUGAAGACGGAGGUGCCGUCGCAGGUCAAGCUGAUGGACAUCAUCUCUAAGAAGCACCCGGUGGACACACUCUUCUUCCUGGCCUCGGUGUGGACCGAGGUCAACGCCGACUUCCUCAACCGCUGCCGCAUGAACGCCAUCAGCAGCUGGCAGGUGUUCUUCCCCGUGCACUUCCAGGAGUUCAGCCCGGCCAUCGUGUACCGCGACCAGCAGCCCUCAGCUGCCUCCUCCCCAUUUGCCGGCGAGGCGCUGCGCGACGGUCACUUCGACCGGCACGUCUUCGAGGAGGCCUGCUUCUACAACGCCGAUUACAUGGCGACGCGCACCAAGAUGGCCGCUGACAUCCUGGACAACGACGAGCUGCUGGAGAGCAUGGAUGUGUACGAGAUCUUUGUGCGCUACUCCGGCCUGCACGUUUUCCGGGCAGUUGAGCCGGCACUGGUACAGAAGUACGUGCGGCGGGUGUGCAACCCACGCUUGAGUGAGGACAUCUACCACCGCUGUGUCCUCAGUAACCUGGAGGGCUUGGCCUCUCGAUCCCACCUAGCCAUGGCCUUGUUUGAGCAGGAGCAGGCCAACAGCACCUAGGGGGUUAACUGGUGGUUUAAAAUGCAGAACUGGUAUAGAUCCCUUUUUUUCCCCCCGCGGGAGCCAGGCCUCAAAAGGCAACGCUAGUGCAAAGCCUGACAGUGGAAAUAUACCGUACCAUCCAGAAUGACUUUUUAACUAACCUCAACCUCUCUGCCUAAUUGUUUGGAUGAGGCAAGUAAUGGGAGGGCUGGUCUCCGAAAUGAUCCCUAGGGAGGCACACUGGAUCUCAGAAGCUUUGAGCUGUGAUGGUCCAAGGUUGGUUCCUGCAGUGUGCUUUCACUCCAAUGGUUACCCAGGGGACAUCCCACUGCAUAGUGGUGAAUGAACGAUGAGCGCCAUUGAUGUAUGGGUGUUUCUGUUAUUUCUUACAUUUCUUCUUGAGACCAUCAGAUGUGUCUUUCUUUGUGACUGUGCUGAUUUCAGCCAUUGAGUGUCUGGAUGUCAUUUUCUUUUUCAGUUCACACUUGGUGUAUCUCACUCCUUGGAGAGGGUGGUUUGUUUUAUGUUUUUUUUUGGACCCUGAUUAAAGGCAUAUGUCACAUUCAGACUCUUUA
Esox lucius (northern pike) is the source of this 3946-nucleotide messenger RNA. It is a transcript of the gene chpf2, whose product is annotated as chondroitin polymerizing factor 2. Gene Ontology annotation, cellular component: Golgi cisterna membrane. The transcript has 4 exons. Gene Ontology annotation, molecular function: glucuronosyl-N-acetylgalactosaminyl-proteoglycan 4-beta-N-acetylgalactosaminyltransferase activity. NCBI's taxonomy places the organism in Eukaryota, Metazoa, Chordata, Actinopteri, Esociformes, Esocidae. The coding region runs from base 1089 to 3389 and encodes 766 amino acids. The record is from RefSeq and is a predicted model, not a curated record.